Molecule: messenger RNA, 1155 nt
Organism: Leguminivora glycinivorella
Lineage: Eukaryota; Metazoa; Arthropoda; Insecta; Lepidoptera; Tortricidae
Gene: Rho1
Product: ras-like GTP-binding protein Rho1
Exons: 2
Coding region: 125-742 (205 amino acids)
Biological process (GO): small GTPase-mediated signal transduction; cell migration
Molecular function (GO): GTPase activity; GTP binding
Source: RefSeq, a predicted model, not a curated record
GAAAGUGCUUGUGAUGAGCAAAGACGAUUAGUAGUGUCGAUAAGCCAAUAUUCUGCAGAAAUUAGCCAGAAUCUUCAGGUAUCUACAAAUAUAAUAAAUAACCACCCUCGCAUGUGAGGGUACUAUGUGGUGGUGCUGUACUUCUUCCGCUAGUUCAGGACCGAUGGCUGCGAUACGCAAAAAAUUAGUGAUCGUAGGUGACGGUGCUUGCGGUAAAACAUGCCUGCUGAUCGUGUUCAGCAAGGACCAGUUCCCGGAAGUGUACGUGCCUACCGUGUUCGAAAACUACGUCGCCGACAUCGAGGUUGACGGCAAACAAGUCGAACUGGCGCUGUGGGAUACGGCCGGACAGGAGGACUACGACCGGCUGCGGCCGCUAUCCUAUCCGGACACCGACGUGAUCCUCAUGUGCUUCUCGGUGGACUCGCCCGACUCGCUCGAGAACAUCCCCGAGAAGUGGACGCCCGAGGUGAAGCACUUCUGCCCCAAUGUGCCCAUUAUCCUGGUGGGCAACAAAAAGGAUUUGCGCAACGACCCGGCCACGAUCAACGAGCUCCGCAAGAUGAAACAGGAGCCCGUGAAGCCGCAGGAGGGCCGCGCGAUGGCCGAGAAGAUCAACGCGUUCGCCUACCUCGAGUGCUCGGCCAAGAGCAAGGAGGGCGUGCGCGAGGUGUUCGAGACGGCCACCCGCGCCGCGCUACAGGUCAAGAAGAAGAAGAAGACUAGGUGUUCUCUGCUGUAAUUGUGCCGUUGUUGGGAGACUCUGAUUUAUGAAUGGUUCGCAUACUGCCUGAACACUUACGUUUGAAACGACCGGGCUGCAGCCGCGCCGCGGGCUCCGCCUGCCGGCGCCGAGUCUCGCCGCUGCACGCACAUCCACUCAGUAUUCGUGUGGCUACACUUUCACAAUUGGUACUUGUAUAUUUUAUAGAUUAUCUAUAAAGAUUAAGCAUAAAUGCCUUAACAAAUGUUAGUCGGGGACGAAAGUGGGCCCCUGUCUUUGGGCCCAUGGAAUUUUUGUGCUAUUCUGUCAAGUUAUAUAAUCAAGUAGCAUUUCUUCCUGAUAGAUUAUUCCUCGCGCCCGUCUCAAUGAGACUAUUGAGUUUCAUAUUUUGUAUUUUAAUUUUUGAAUAAAAUAGUGAUGUAUAAUGUGUA